CGGAGCGCUGCUGGGAGCGAGUGUGAGGGGCUCCCCACGUGGGCGGCGCGGAGGGCGCCCGGAGGGGUGGCGCGUGUUCAGCUCGGCGUCUCGGGCGUGCUUGGCCGAGUAGGCGUCAUCCCUUUGGGUUUGGAGUCGGGGAAACAAGUCCGUGGGGCGGUUAGUCGGUGGAGAGAGCUGCCACUGCCGAGUCCCGGGCCGGCCUGGAGGGGAGCCCCUCAGAUGGUACCUCGCAGGGAGUAAGUGGCCUUCCGGACGCCGCUCGGGCAGUGGGAACAUGAAUCUCUUGCCUAAGAGCUCCAAGGAGUUUGGCUCUGUGGACUAUUGGGAGAAGUUCUUCCAGCAGCGGGGAAAGAAAGCGUUCGAGUGGUAUGGAACCUACCUGGAACUGUGCGGGGUGCUACACAAAUACAUCAAGCCCAGGGAAAGGGUGCUGGUGAUUGGGUGUGGCAACUCAGAGUUAAGUGAGCAGCUGUAUGACGUGGGCUAUCAGGAUAUAGUGAACAUCGACAUCAGCGAGGCAGUCAUCAAGCAAAUGAAGGAACGCAAUGCCAGCCGGCGGCCCCAGAUGAGCUUCCUGAAGAUGGACAUGACCCAGAUGGAAUUUCCUGAUGCCUCGUUUCAGGUGGUGUUGGACAAGGGCACCCUGGAUGCUGUUCUGACAGAUGAGGAGGAGAAGACUCUGCAGCAGGUGGACAGGAUGCUGGCUGAGGUUGGCCGGGUCCUGCAGGUGGGCGGUCGCUACCUCUGCAUCUCCCUGGCUCAGGCUCACAUCCUGAAGAAAGCAGUGGGUCACUUCUCUCGGGAGGGGUGGAUGGUGAGGGUGCACCAAGUGGCCAGCAGCCAGGACCAGGUGUUGGAAGCAGAGUCUCGGUUCUCCCUGCCUGUCUUUGCCUUCGUCAUGACCAAGUUCAGGCCAGUCCCUGGCUCUGCCCUUCAGAUCUUUGAGCUGUGUGCUCAGGAGCAGGGCAAGCCUGUGCGGCUGGAAAGUGCUGAGCGGCUGGUCGAGGCGGUGCGGGAGCGGCAGCAGUAURCCUGGCUGUGCAGCCAGCUGCGCCGCAUGGCCGGGCUGGGGAGUGUGUCCCUGGACUUGUGCAGUGGGGACACGGGGGAGCCACGCUACACCCUGCACGUGGUGGACAGCCCCGCUGUGAAACCAUCGCGGGACAAUCAUUUUGCCAUUUUCAUCAUCCCCCAGGGCCGUGAGACUGAGUGGCUCUUUGGCAUGGAGGAGGGCCGGAAGCAGCUGGCAGCCAGCGCAGGCUUCAGGAGGCUGGUCACAGUGGCUCUUCAUCGAGGUCAGCAGUACGACGGCAUGGACAGUGUUCAGGCUGAGCUGUCCCCCAGAGUCAUGGAGCUGGCUCCGGCCGGGAUGCCCCCCCAGCAGCAGGUGCCCUUCCUGUCUGUAGGUGGGGACAUCGGGGUCCGGACUGUUCAGCACCAGGACUGCAGCCCCUUGAGUGGUGACUAUGUCAUCGAGGAUGUGCAAGGGGAUGACAGGCGGUACUUUCGGCGACUGAUCUUCCUCAGCAACAGGAAUGUGGUGCAGUCGGAAGCCAGGUUGCUGAAGGAUGUGUCUCACCGAGCCCAGAAGAAAAGGAAAAAGGACAAGAAGAAGCAGCGGCCUGCUGAUACUCCUGAGGACCUCCCUCCAGCCCCGGGGCAGUCCGUUGACAAGAGUUACCUCUGUUGUGAACACCAUAAAGCCAUGAUCGCCGGCCUUGCCCUGCUGAGAAACCCAGAGCUGCUCCUAGAGACUCCACUGGCGCUACUGGUGGUAGGCCUGGGUGGGGGCAGCCUCCCCCUGUUUGUUCAUGAUCACUUCCCGAAAUCUUGUGUUGACGCUGUGGAGAUUGACCCCUCCAUGUUGGAAGUGGCCACCCGAUGGUUUGGCUUUGCCCAGAGUGAACGGAUGAAGGUGCACAUCGCCGAUGGCCUGGACUACAUCACCAGCCUGGCGGGAGGAGAAGCACGGCCUCUCUACGACGUCAUCAUGUUUGAUGUAGACAGUAAGGACCCAACACUGGGCAUGAGUUGUCCACCCCCAGCAUUUGUGGACCAACCCUUUCUGCAGAAGGUCAAAAGCAUCCUGACUCAUGAAGGUGUCUUUAUCCUCAACCUCGUGUGCAGAGACUUGGCUCUGAAGGACUCCGUGCUGGCUGGGCUCAAGGCAGCGUUCCCCGUGCUGUACGUCAGGCGAAUCGAGGGAGAAGUGAACGAGAUCCUGUUCUGUCAGCUGCACCCUGGGCAGAAACUUGCCACACCGGAGCUCCUGGAAAUGGCUCAAGCCUUGGAGCGGACCCUGAGGAGGCCUGGGAGGGGUUGGGAUGACACUUAUGUCCUAUCUGAUAUGCUCAAGACGGUGAAGAUUGUCUGACAGCUGAGGCCAAGGAGUCCUUUCKGCUUUCUGUCCCGAUGGCCUUGGAUUUCCAACUUACCAGAGGUUGAAGAAACACAGUGCACCGUACUUUAAAGCCUUGCACUUUUCUUGGUUUCAUACUUAGCCUCGUGCAGCUCCAGCUUGCUGAGGUUUCCUGAGGAUCUAGAAAAAUAAAGUCCUUCCCAUCCUGUUCUCUU
Urocitellus parryii (Arctic ground squirrel) is the source of this 2577-nucleotide messenger RNA. RefSeq names its product methyltransferase 13, eEF1A N-terminus and K55 (gene Mettl13). Gene Ontology annotation, molecular function: spermidine synthase activity. The record is from RefSeq and is a predicted model, not a curated record. Gene Ontology annotation, biological process: spermidine biosynthetic process. NCBI's taxonomy places the organism in Eukaryota, Metazoa, Chordata, Mammalia, Rodentia, Sciuridae. Gene Ontology annotation, cellular component: cytosol.